Pygoscelis adeliae (Adelie penguin) is the source of this 1622-nucleotide messenger RNA. RefSeq names its product RAB28, member RAS oncogene family (gene RAB28). The transcript is spliced from 7 exons. Gene Ontology annotation, molecular function: GTP binding; GTPase activity. Bases 1 to 714 code for a protein of 237 amino acids. Gene Ontology annotation, cellular component: endosome; Golgi apparatus. The record is from RefSeq and is a predicted model, not a curated record. NCBI's taxonomy places the organism in Eukaryota, Metazoa, Chordata, Aves, Sphenisciformes, Spheniscidae.
AUGGCGUCAAACCACUGGGCUCCAGAACAAGCAAGAGUGGUAGGGGCAAAUGGCUUUCCUGCUUUUGUGAUGGAACUUGAUGGUUACCUUCAGGAAUUCUACAACAAGACACCAGUGAUUCAGACAUCCUUAGCCACACGUUUUGCCCAAGAGACAUUUGGAAAACAGUACAAACAAACCAUAGGACUGGACUUCUUCUUGAAAAGGAUAAUAUUGCCAGGAAAUUUGAAUGUUACUCUUCAAGUAUGGGAUGUAGGGGGGCAAACGAUAGGAGGCAAAAUGCUGGAUAAAUAUAUUUAUGGAGCUCAGGGUAUUCUCUUGGUUUAUGAUAUUACCAACGGCCAGAGCUUUGAAAAUUUAGAAGACUGGUAUAAUGUGGUAAAAAAAGUGAAUGAAGACUCAGAAACACAGCCACUUGUGGCCUUGGUUGGAAAUAAAAUUGACUUGGAGCAUAUGCGCACAGUGAAAGUUGACAAGCAUCAACGAUUUUGUCAGGAGAACAACUUCAGUAGCCAUUUCGUGUCGGCCAAGACAGGAGAUUCUGUCUUCCUGUGUUUUCAGAGAAUUGCUGCUGACAUACUUGGCAUCAAAUUAAACAAAGCAGAAUUGGAACAAUCACAGAGGGUGGUGAAGGCAGAUAUUGUCAACUACAGUCAGGAGCCUGUGACAAGAACCAUUAAUCCUCCUAGAAGCUCAAUGUGUGCAGUUCAAUGACCAUGUUAUUCUUCCCUGUUUUGAUACCUUUGGCGGUCCUCCUACCUUGGCACAGGCUCUGGGAUUACCAGGAAAUUUGUUUUAACAGUGACCAUCGCAACAAUGCAAUUAGAGGUUUCAAAAACGUGUUGCACCAUUGUAUGUUGAGAAGCAGUGGGCAGUUUUUUGGCUGGCCGAAAUUCAAAUACGAGACCACACACUUUGAAAAAUUAAGAUAUAUAUUCUUCUAAAUUAUAUUUAAAUAAAACAGUAUAACUGUGUUUAUAUGUUUCCUCCUACCUAUUUGACUGAUACUGGAAUAAAACUGGAUGAAGAAGUCCUGCAUUCAGAAUACUUUUAAAGACAUCACCAUGGAAGGGUACUUUGCCAAAGCAUUUCAAAAUUUUUUUCUCUUUUUUUUCUUCUGUGAUCUGAACUGACACUCAGCAAAAUGUAACUUGGAAAAGCUACUGCUGGAAUAAUUUUAAGCACGUAAUAUAUUUUAUCUAGGGAUAAUUUGGAAAGUAUUCCAUUAAUAUAUAUACAUAGUGCAAAAUGUAUAAAUCGUAUCCAGUAAGAAACAGUGCUUGAAAUAAAGCUGUAAUACAAAAAUAGUUAUUUUUCUGAAGUCUCAAGUUGUCUCCAUGGAUGCUCUGAAAAAUGCUAGUGUGUUUGUGUAUUUUUAUUAGCACGUCAGCAUUACUUCUUGCAGUAGUAGAUAUGCUCAUAUGUCUUCAUGAAUAUGGAUGAACCUCAGUCAACAGUUUGGGCUGUGAACGUUGAGUGAUAUAUUCAGCAUGCAUUAGAAACUGUUGAUGGAUCAAUUAGGAUCAGUCAUUUUUUAAUAACUAGCUGAAUGACUUUUGGCCUGGUACUCUUUUCUUUCUAGUUCAGAGUAAACGACAAAUAAAAAGCUGUCUGCUCUGUGA